AGCUACAAGUCGGCGAAGUCGCUGCCUCUCACGUGUUGUAAGAAUUACAGUAACAAAACAUCAAUGGUUCGCUUGUCGUAUUAUCGUUUCUAAGUCGUAAUGGCCUUCAAUUUUUGAAAUCCUAGGGUUCCAACGACCUCAAAUUCAAUUCCUGAAGCGAAUUGAAGAACUAAAACCAGAUCAGAUUUGGAUAUGGCGGAUCGUAAGAAGCUUUACAGUAGAAGACGUGCUUGGGAAAUCGAUGUUUUGGUGGAAAUUAAAUUGGAGUCCUGAUUUGGGCAAUAGAUGGGUUUUAGCUGACAUGAGAUUUGUUCCUUGACUAAACUAGCUUGUGACCUUCAUAGAAGAUUUUGUUCUUCUAUUCGUGAGCCAUUAAACUAGCUUAUCAGCAAGCCAUAUGGACACCUGCAUUGAAGUGUAAAUACUUUUGUCCUUAUUUGGGUUGGAUUACUGCCUGUAGUCAUGGACCGUGAAGGGAGAAUUAAAAAUGCAUGCAAGAAGAUUGUGGAGUGCAUAAAUGCCAUGUCUUUUGUAAACUUAGAUGACCAACGGGUGCAUUCUCUAGUGUUAAUGAGAGAAAUAGCACGUGGGGUUGUUGAAAAUCGAGAUAGAAAGGUAACAAAGAGUGAUGUGACCAGGGCUUUGCACACUAGUAUUGAGAAUAUUGCUAAUGCAUGCAGGGAUAUCGUGUAUAAGUUAAGUAAGAUGUCAUAUAACGGCUUAGAUGACCAACAGAUUCAUUCAUUAUUAAGGGUGAAGGAGAUUGCGGGUAAACAUGCUAAAGUUGCAAGUGUUGGGAGUGAUUCGUGGAUUAGAGAAAGCUUGGAAAGUGAGGAAAUGCGACCAAGCAACAUAGAUGUUCUGGUUGGAGGUGCAGAAAUUCUGAUGAUUGAAGGGUCUCAGGAGGUGGAAAUUGCGGUGAGAAAUGAAGAUGGUCAUAAUGUGGUGCAGAAAAGGCCUGUGACUAGGGCAAAACGUGCCAGCGAUAAUGAUGUGCAAGAUAGAGAGGCACAAACGAAAAUGUCUAAACAUGAGUCAUUAGAGGGGGAAGCUCAGUUAAGAAAUGAUGAUGCUGAAAAUCAGGUGCAGGGGAUUUCAUCACGACCACUGCUUCUGCAGUCUCUUAUCUGGCCUCCAGAUGACCGCAUUACCUUAGGUUGGAUUCAAAAUAUGACAUCCAUCCUUAAGCAGUUAUCACAGGAUAACACCCCCUCCGAGUUUCAUGCUAUAAUGCCAAUCACUGUGGUGGAUAAACUGAUUGAUAAUGCUUCAAGUAUCUUUUCCAAAGAAUUAAACUGUGUGAAGAUUGAUUGUCAAAGAGAGGAUUCGAAAGUUGUUGUAGUGGGUGACCUUCAUGGACAGUUCCAUGAUUUGCUCUAUCUCCUUGAAAAUGCGGGUUUGCCUUCCGAGAAUCAGUUUUAUGUACUCAAUGGUAACUAUGUAGAUAUAGGGGCAUGUUUGGAGGUAUUUUUGCUCUUAUUGGCUUGGAAGGUCUUGAUGCCUCAUAGAGUAUAUUUGCUCCGUGGGAAUCAUGAGUCAAAAGAAUGCACAUUGGCAUAUGGUUUUGAGAAGGAGGUGAAGACCAAAUUUGGUGAUCAAGGUGAAUAUGUCUACAAUAAAUGUCUGGAUUGCUUUAAAGAACUCCCUUUGGCUUCAGUUAUAGCUGGGUCUGUUUAUACCACACACGGAGGGCUUUUCCGCAGUACACACUUUGCCUAUUCUCGAAGGUCUAGAAGAAAAAGGACACAGAGGCUAGAACUUGGCUCUUUGGAAGAGUUAUCCGAGGUUAAGAGAUCUCUAAUAGAUGCUCCAAUUGAGGGCUCGAAUAUAAUAUUAGCUGAUGUGCUAUGGUCAGAUCCAUCACACAGACAGGGUCUGAGUAAAAAUAAAGCUCGAGGACGGGGUUUAUGGUGGGGUUGUGAUUACACUGAGGCUUUCUUGAAAAUGUCCAAGUUAAAGUUGAUCAUUAGAUCACAUGAAGGCCCUGAUGUGAGGUCUGGUCAGUGUCAUCUUGGUGAUAUGCUAAGUGGGUACAGCAUGGAUCAUGAUGUAGGUUCAGGGAAGCUAUAUACCCUGUUUAGUGCUCCAGAUUAUCCGCAGUUCGGUAGAAAGAUGUAUGCCAAUGAAGGAGCGUAUGCGGUACUUAGGUCACCUAAUUUUGAGAUUCCUUCCUUCCACUCAUUCAAAGCUGUAGAAAGACCAAAGGCAGAUCCUUUUGUCACUAUUGACGAUGAAGAUAAGAAGGCAUCAUCUAAUCAUGAAGAUGAGAUAGCAACAUCGGAUGAUGAAGAUGAAAGAUAUUUAGUUGAACAAGAUCUCAGACCAAUGCAUGGAGAAACCUCAACUGCUGCCAUCUCUCCAUCGCAAGAUUCUUCUCCAGUUGAGAUGACUUCUGGGGUUGACUUCAAGGAGCUGGGCAUUUCUAAUCCCCCUUCUUGGAGUGUUCUGUUCCCUGAUGACGCGGGUGGCACCGAGCUCGUUCAAGUUCCCCAGGUUCCUGAGGUGGAAGGACUGCCGCUGCCUCCCGGCAUAGAGGAGCCUCACAAAUCUGCUUAUGAGUACUCUUUCAAGCUUAUUGCUGGCCUAAAGCAUAUGCUCCAGACAAGGGAAGCCGAGAUUAACGGCCAAAAGAGGCGGCGACAUGGCUAGGUCAGCUCCGGGGCAAAGGCAGUUGUGUCAAGCAGUGGCAUGAAAUGUCAGGCAUCACCAGACUAAAGAAUUUCUGGAAAUGUAAUUACAUCACAUGCCGAUGAGUCUAAAGUACUAACUUGGCUUAUUGAUUCCCCAAAAGUCUUUAUUUAUGUAAUUAAACUUAUUCAAACUAAUUGAUUUUGUAUUUCUUAUUCAUUCAAAUGGGUUACUAA
This is a messenger RNA of Juglans microcarpa x Juglans regia, 2864 nucleotides long. RefSeq names its product serine/threonine-protein phosphatase 7-like. Gene Ontology annotation, cellular component: nucleus; cytosol. The record is from RefSeq and is a predicted model, not a curated record. NCBI's taxonomy places the organism in Eukaryota, Viridiplantae, Streptophyta, Magnoliopsida, Fagales, Juglandaceae. Gene Ontology annotation, molecular function: protein serine/threonine phosphatase activity.